Molecule: messenger RNA, 3733 nt
Organism: Phascolarctos cinereus (koala)
Lineage: Eukaryota; Metazoa; Chordata; Mammalia; Diprotodontia; Phascolarctidae
Gene: CCDC127
Product: coiled-coil domain containing 127
Source: RefSeq, a predicted model, not a curated record
GCACAGCUACGCCAACCCCGGACAUGUCUGCUGGCCGCUGCAGAAGACUGCCCGAGUGGGAAGCCCCCCGCCGCUCGCCAGUGCGUCUGCGCAACCAGGCCCCUCCCCCUAGGAGGGAGGGGCAGCCCCGAGGAAGCGCCCACCCGAGGCCAUUGACCGGACUUAAAGGGCAAAUCAGCGGGCGGCGGAAGAUAAGGGGGCUGACGAGACCAGACUCUCGUGGCUUUUUCUCGCGAGAGUCGUUCGCGUGCCUUUUCUCAGCCCGCCAAGACCCCGCCGGGGACGGUAUUCCUCAGCGGUGCGGGCGGCCCCGGCGGCGGCGGUGGCGAGCGAGGGGCCGCGAUCCGGGAUCCUCGCUGCCCGGGUUCAUCUCCAUGAAUAACUUAAAUGACCCUCCACAUUGGAAUAUCCGGCCUAAUUCCAGGGCAGAGGGUGGUGAUGGAAGCAGAUGGAAUUAUGCUCUACUGGUUCCCAUGCUGGGAUUGGCAGCAUUUCGUUGGAUUUGGUCUAGGGAGUCUCAAAAAGAAAUAGAAAAAGAAAGAAAAGCCUACCAACAAAAAGCAAUUGCUUUCCAACAGGAUCUUGAAGCUAAAUACCGUGAUAUUAUCUCAGAAAACCGUCGUGCAGUAGCUCAUUUGUCUGUGGAGCUUGAAAAGGAGCAUAAUAGAACAACUAGCUAUCGUGAAGCCCUCAUCUCUCAGGGUCGAAAAUUAGUAGAAGAAAGGAAACUUCUGGAACAGGAACGUGCGCAGGUAAUGCAAGAAAAGCAGCAGCUACAACCUUUGAAAAGUGUGUAUCAACACUGCUUGGAAAAGGAAGAAAAUUGGCAAAAAAGAGCUGCCUUUUUGCUGAAAGAAUUUGAAGAAGCACUUAUAGAACGACAGAAUAUCUACUGUAGUUUGGUUCUUCCUCGGACCAAGCGCCUAGAAAUCGAGAAAAGCUUGUUAGUUCGAGCAUCCAUCGAUCCAGUUGCUGCUGAUCUAGAGAUGGUAUCUGGUUUAACAGAUAUAUUUAAGCAUGACACAUAUUGUGGAGAUAUGUGGAAUUCCAACAAACGUCAAAAUGGGAGGCUCAUGUGGCUUUAUCUCAAAUAUUGGGAAUUAGCUGUUGAAUUGAACAAAUUUAAGAGAGUAGAGAAAUCCAUAUUAGAAAAAUAAGAAAAAUGUGGAAUAGGGAGGCUCCUCUUAUUGGCUAUGAAUGGAGUAAGACAAGAUUGACAUUCUGGGAUUCUGGCUUUCCCAAUAUCUUUUCUUUUUUUUUACCGUGCUGUUACCACAUAUAGUGCCAUUAAAGCAGAAUGUCUCUCUAGCUAUGAAUUAGCUGGCAUGCUUCUAAAGGUUGCCAGCUUGUAAAAGUAGUUGCAGUUUACCUUUCCUUCCCUGAGGAGGCAACAGGUUAACUCCCUACUGUACUUGGCUUGCAGCUGUUAAAAAAGAUACCAACUCUGAAGCUUCUCCUGUGCCACUGAUAUUUUAAAUAACAGAACACCACUAUUUUUUCCUACCACCAAAUUAGCUUUGGGAAAGAAUUACAGUCUAUUUUUGUUGCUCCCUUAAAAGUUAUGGUUUCCUUUGAACCAUUUAAUCUCAUAGCAUAUUUUUUUCCCAAAAUGAAAUCUAAAAAUUGUCAGAUUCUAUGCAGAAUGGUACUGUAGUUGACAGUGCAAAAUAAUGCUAUUUAUCAUAUUAAUACAGCUAUAUCAGGUUACUUAAACUUUACAGUGUUUCUUGAAUUCAGAUUUAUGCAAUAUUAAAUGAGAUUGGAUUGUUUGUAUUCACUGUGCAGAUUUUAGUUAUGUCAUUAGUGUUAUAUGAAAAUUGAUAGUAGCAUGAACUAUCAAAAAAUAGUCCUUUAAGAAUAUGAAUCAUAUUUUAUAUGUAGAGCACUUUAUGCUUUAUGAAACUUUAAUGUAACAUCCCCACAACACCACCAUUAGGACAGAUGUUCUCAUUUUAUAUUUGAGGAAACAAACUUGAAAGCUUAUUGAAUCUCAGAUAGCAUGGCUGGUAAAUGACAGAGCCAGAGACCUGGUCAGUACUCUUUCACUCAAGCGCAUUUCCUAUCCAGAUAGGGGUAAAUAAGAGAAACAGUAACAAAUAUGAGCUUUAUUACUUAAAUUCAUAUUUAGGGUAAUGCUUCCCUGAAGAACAAGAAGAGGGCUAUUAACAUGUGCUCUACAACUGUGACCUGGCUGUAGAAAGACCUGGUUUGACUUGGUAUUCUCUUUCUUGGUAUUCAUCAUCAAAAUCAAAUUCAACCGUUAUUUUCAGCUUCCUCUGAUCGCAUCAGUUUUGUUUUGUUUUGAGAAAGGGCAUGCAUUACCAAGGUUAGCAGGAGGGGAGAAAAAUAAGAUUAUGAAAGUUUUUCACAGUGCACAUUUCUAGAAUGGUAUAGAGAACUCUGGGUAAGCAUUGCAUUUAAGUUGGCUUUAGGAAAAAAUAGCUUUCCAUAUGGCUUAGUGCUUUUUGUUUCGCUGGGUGCUCAGAGUCUCACUUGUUUACAGAGUUGGAUCACUUUAUCAUCACUUAGCAUAAGGCUGAGUAUGAAAAUGAUAUCUUUGAGUAGAUAUGGCCCAAGAAGUUCACUGUAAUCUUCUAUAUUCCCCAAAGUUUUGUAUCUGAGAUUCUCUAAUCAAUAAUUCCAUUGAUUAGCUAUUUAACCUUAAACAAGUCAAUGAGAUUCCCAGACUCUUUAGUUGGAAGGUACCCUAGAGGCCAUCUAGUUCAUUUUGUCUUAUCAAUUCAUCCUCACUCUUCAUGUCUUUAACAAAACAAAACAAAACAAAACAAAAUGAAGAAAAUUAGUCGGGCUUUAGUUUUUCAUUUUGUUAGAUGAUUCAUAUUGGCUUUUUAAUCCUAUGCUAUCUUCCUUCAGUUAUUCUCUUCUAACAUCUAGCUGGUGUGUGGUCAUGGAGUGCAACCUAAUUUAGAUAUGGGCCCAAAUAAAACAAAAUUAAGAAUAAAAUCAAUUAGGAAUUAAUAUGAUUUUAUGCUUCUUCUACCAAAAAAAAAUUUACAGUAGUGUCUUCCAGAGUCAGGUAGAAAUAACUUGAUUUUCUUUACCCCUGCUUCCCUAACAUGAUUAAUUGAGAAUUUACAUUAUUUUACUGAUCUUCUGCAAAGAACACCUGUAAUGAAUGAGAUAUCUGUAUCAUCUAAUAAAAAUAAGAGUAUAUGAGGUGAACAUUUCCUUUAGUAAAGAAGAAAAUAAUAGUGGACCAAAUACUAAUUUUAUAGUCUUUUUUCCAAGACUAAAUGGCAGUAUAAGGGUUGUACAUUAAAACUUUGAAUUUGAUCCUGAGAGUUGUGACAAUGAUCAAUGAAGUAAAAUGUAGAGAAAUUUAACAGAAUAUAGAGAGAGCCUUCUUGUAGCUCGGGGGGAAGAUUGGAACCAGGGAUAGCUCAAGACUUUUGAGAUAGAAGUUCUGCUGGCAUGCUUACAGACAGGAUAAUAAAUUAUCAAAAUGAGAAACAUGGAAGAUAUCCUUUAAUAGAAAUGGGAGAGAGGGAACUACAUAUCCUAGCAUGUGACAUUUGAUUAUUUUUAAGUCAAGAGGUUUUGGGGUAAAUUAUAUAUGUAUAGGGUGAUGGUGUGUUUCUUUGUGGUUCACACUGUUUUCUAACUAUCUCAUUGUAAAAGUGCCCAUUUCAGGGUAUUUUUGUGAUGUAAAAGAGGUGAGCACCAGGACUAACCUCUUGCUAUUUGCAAAAAUAAAAUUAAAAGUAGACAAUAA